UCACUAAAGCUAUAAGACAUGAAGUUCAUUACAUUAGUAUUCAUUGCUUUUUUUGUCGUCCUUGGAUCCGACCAAAGAGUGGUGGUUAGAGUCGAGGAGGAGGAGAAAGUGGCGUGCAUCUGGACAGAUCUUCGAGUAUGUCUGUCGGUGGUACAAGCCGAAAGCCAACCAUCCAUGCAAUGUUGCAUAAAACUAAAAGAACAAGCAUUUUAG
Messenger RNA from Arabidopsis lyrata subsp. lyrata, 213 nucleotides. RefSeq lists its product as uncharacterized. NCBI's taxonomy places the organism in Eukaryota, Viridiplantae, Streptophyta, Magnoliopsida, Brassicales, Brassicaceae. The transcript has a single exon. Bases 19 to 213 code for a protein of 64 amino acids. The record is from RefSeq and is a predicted model, not a curated record.